UCCCAGGCCAUGAGGUGGUUUCCAUAUCAAUACACUCGCACCUACAGCGCCUGUCUCACACUGUGUUACUUCAACCCUGCAUCUUCUCGUUCAAUUCUCGGAUCACAAUCCCCAGCUUCUAGUAUGUCGGACUUCAAUUCUCAGUCGGGGUGGUACCAGCCCAACGAUCGGCCCAUCGGAUAUGAUUGGACGGUCAUGGUACCUCAGGACGAGUCCACAUCCAUGGAACAGCGAGGUUUCGGUUCAAUCAAUCCCGCUUGGAACAAUACAUCUAUGGGAGCGUUCACAGCACCGGUUCCUCUGGGGACCGUUCCACCCUCGGCGACCUCUGAUAUAGGCUUUGUACCCGGUUCAGUCAGUCAGACUUUCCUCGGAAGGAUACCAAUUGUCAACAGGGGAUCACUUCCAACAAUUGAUGGUGAUAGUGAAGUAGUGUUGGGCGGUCGUUCAAAGACUGUUGGUAUUCAGGCGAUGCAGACGCCUGUCGAUCGUGCCAUGUCCAACGCCGAAAGACGCGACGGUCGAGCAAAUCUCUCUCCUGAAAGGUACCUUGCUUCUCAGCCAGAUUUUGCAUGUUGUGUCUUUCUAACGGUGCAUGUAGAGGGGAUGCGGGUCAGCCGCUGAGAUGCGAAUGGGAUGGCUGCUAUGUCGAGUUCGGUCGAAGGGCGGAGUUAAAGCGACACGUUGAUACGCUGCACAUCUCUCCAUCUUCCCACAAGUGUCCAAAGCCGGGGUGCAAAAAGUCAUGCAGUCGACGAGACAAUCUGAAGGUGCAUGUACGAAGAGUGCAUGGUCAGAAUAUUUGAUUCGCAGAUUUCGGCCGUACUAGGUCUUCCUGUCCGAUUUAGCCUUCUUCGGCUGUUUGGUUAUCAUCUUGUUUCGCUUCUUUUUGUUUAUUUGUUUUGUUUUGUUCUCCAUUUUUGUGUCGGGUCUCAUUAUGGAAUCAUGAAGAGCGUCAGCAGGGUGAAU
Messenger RNA from Aspergillus candidus, 969 nucleotides. RefSeq lists its product as uncharacterized. The coding region runs from base 573 to 806 and encodes 77 amino acids. The record is from RefSeq and is a predicted model, not a curated record. The transcript has a single exon. NCBI's taxonomy places the organism in Eukaryota, Fungi, Ascomycota, Eurotiomycetes, Eurotiales, Aspergillaceae.